Molecule: messenger RNA, 1116 nt
Organism: Chondrus crispus (carragheen)
Lineage: Eukaryota; Rhodophyta; Florideophyceae; Gigartinales; Gigartinaceae
Exons: 1
Coding region: 1-1116 (371 amino acids)
Biological process (GO): polyamine biosynthetic process
Molecular function (GO): catalytic activity
Source: RefSeq, a predicted model, not a curated record
AUGCUUUCUUCAGCAUUUGUGCUCUUCCCUCUACCGUUGCGUGUUCGUACCUCACACAAAUUCGUUAGCAAACCUUCUCUCGCUCAAUCUUUCACUUCGCUGUGUGGCGUCAGAAUGCUUAACGGAACGCCAAAGCGCAGCAACUCGACCAUGUCAAAUCUCUCUUCGUCCGCUCAGAACGAAGCCACACCGGAAAUGUGGUUCGUGGAACAUCUAACCCCACAUGACGUCUACCAUCACGGUAUCCGCGAGCUCCUACAUGCCUCUAGAAGCGCGUACCAAUCUAUAACCGUCGCAGAAAUCGGCGCCUAUGGUCGCGCCCUCUUUCUUGACGGCAAGAUCCAAACCGCCGAGCGCGACGAGCACCUCUAUCACCAACCGCUCGUCCACGUUCCCUGUAUACAAGUCGCAUCUCCUCGCAACGUCCUCAUACUCGGUGGCGCCGACGGAGGUGCCGCUAGGGAAGCACUGCGCUGGAAAUCCGUUGAACAUGUCGUCGUCGUGGAAAUUGACGAACAAGUUGUUGACGCAUGUAACAAGUAUCUCCCGAAAAUUGGACGCGGUUCCUUCAACAGUGAGCGAUGUCAACUUAUUAUUGGCGAUGCUCUCGAUUUUGUCGGCAACUGCAAAUCUGAGUAUGACGUUGUUAUCUGCGACCUAACGGACCCUGUUGAAGACGGCCCGAGCUCGAACCUUUUCAGUAUCGAGUUCUUUAAAAAGAUAAAAGCCUGCAUGUCCGAACGCAGCGCUCUUUCGAUACAGGUUGGACCAGCAUCUCUUGUGGAGAGCCCCACACUCAUGCCGCGAAUCUGCGCUACUCUUCGCGCCGCUUUCGGAGUUGUCCACCCGUAUCAGAUCUUCACUCCUACGUACGGCUCUCCUCUCGGAAUGGCUGUAGUGCACCGGGUUCCUCAAGAGAUUCGAGGAACUGCUGAAGCAGAGCAGCUGCUUUCCCAGGAAGUUGAGGGGGAUCUCUCCGCGCUUGACGGCCCUGCAUUCUCAGCACUCUUCGCGCUACCGCCAUGCACUAGAAAGGCUAUUGAAGAGGAGCAAGAAAUUAUUACUGAGCAAAACACAGCUGUAGCGUAUGGACCAGCCGUCAGCAAAACAAAAUAA